AUGGAUGACCCUGUCAAGCCACCGCCGCCACUGCCGGUAUACGGCCCUGGUAUCAGCAAAUGGUCCACCGGCCUUUGUGGUUGCUUCUCCGAUAUCUCCAAUUGUUGUUGCACGUUGUGGUGCCCGUGCAUUACUUUUGGACGAAAUGCGGAGAUUCUCGACAAGGGAAUGUCUUCUUGUGCUGCAAGCGGGACUGUUUAUUGCGCACUUUCUUUGUUCGCCGGAUUGGGAGCCAUAUAUACCUCUAGGUAUCGAGCUAAACUAAGGUACGAAUACAUGUUGCCUCCACGACCCUGCGAUGAUUGCCUUGUCCAUUACUUUUGCAAGCUUUGCGCUCUUUGCCAAGAGUAUCGUGAGCUUAAGUGCCGUGGAUUAGAUCCCGCUCUCGGAUGGUAUGGAAAUCUACGAAAACAUGCUCAAACAGUCGUGAUGCCACCGACUGUUCCCGAAGAAAUGAAACGUUAG
This is a messenger RNA of Cynara cardunculus var. scolymus (artichoke), 465 nucleotides long. RefSeq names its product cell number regulator 9-like. NCBI's taxonomy places the organism in Eukaryota, Viridiplantae, Streptophyta, Magnoliopsida, Asterales, Asteraceae. The record is from RefSeq and is a predicted model, not a curated record. The transcript has 4 exons. Bases 1 to 465 code for a protein of 154 amino acids.